AUGGCCAAAAUAGACCAGCUUGAUGCCUUGUAUGCUUGUGUUGGAUUGGUGGGUUCAGAUUUUGGACUGUUGCGGCAUAGGUUUUGCAGGGUGCUAACAAUUACAAGUCAACUUAAGGGAGGUUGUGAAGAAAAUCUCUGGAUUCAGCACUUACUAUCUAAGACUUUGGUGUUCAAUACCAAUGUCCUUGUGGUCCAGCAGAGUCUUUUUGCUGCCAUGAUGGUCCAGUUGAAAAUGGCCUUGUCAAAGAAGGACUUCAUCCUGUUAAUCCAAAGCCAAAACCUAUUGGACAACAUGAUGACAAUUCUAUCCGGAAAGUGGAUUCGUACAUUACUCUUACUGACCACCGUGCUGGAUUUUGUGGUUGGACGGCACGGUUGUGGUAGCAUCAAGUUCAUUGGGGAGACGGAUGUAAGGCGACUUGAUCUUGAGUCUCUUAUCCAGUUUAACAACUGGGAGGUGAUUGUGUAUGUGGACGGGAACAAGAAGCCUCCUGUUGGACAAGGUCUUAACAAGCCUGCUGAGGUGAUGCUUCUCAACAUAAAAUGUUUGAUAAAAAGAAUGGACAUCACUAUACAGAGGGAUUAAGAAUUGAUAAGUACAAAGAGAUGCUCAAAAGAAAUGCUGAGGAUCAAGGUGCUGAGUUUGUGUCUUAUGACCCCAUCAAAGGAGAAUGGAAGUUCAAGGUUAACCAUUUUUUCCUUCCCAUUUUUUGGGAGCCUUUUAAUUGUCUUGGUUUUAACUGUUCUGGGAAGAUAAGAUGAUGUGGUAGGAUGACGUUCAUUGUUUGUAAUACUUAUCUGCUAUUGUUAUAUUUUCUGGCUGGCAUAGGCAAUCCGUGUGUCAAAACGCCAAAGUGGUGAUUUUGCGUCAAACAAAUGUAUCUCUCUCGAAAAUGGAGUGGAUUAACACGUGGGAAUGUCCUUACAAUUUCAUGU
Ilex paraguariensis (yerba mate) is the source of this 938-nucleotide messenger RNA. The record is from the annotation of a GenBank genome assembly. NCBI's taxonomy places the organism in Eukaryota, Viridiplantae, Streptophyta, Magnoliopsida, Aquifoliales, Aquifoliaceae.